Lolium rigidum is the source of this 2211-nucleotide messenger RNA. RefSeq names its product probable glucomannan 4-beta-mannosyltransferase 11. The coding region runs from base 1 to 1719 and encodes 572 amino acids. Gene Ontology annotation, cellular component: Golgi apparatus. The record is from RefSeq and is a predicted model, not a curated record. The transcript has 9 exons. Gene Ontology annotation, molecular function: mannan synthase activity. Lineage: Eukaryota; Viridiplantae; Streptophyta; Magnoliopsida; Poales; Poaceae.
AUGGACGCCAUCACCCGUGGCGCCGGCGCGGAGUUGGCGGCGAGGCUGUGGGAGGAUGUUCCGGUGCGGGUGGACUGGGCGGCCGUGGCUGCGCAAUGCGCUUACGUGUGGGCGCAGGCCAGGGCGUUCGUGGUGGUGCCGGCGAUCCGGCUGCUGGUGUUCCUGUCGCUGGCCAUGACGGUGAUGAUCUUCCUCGAGAAGCUCUUCGUCGCCGCCGUGUAUUUCACGGUGAAAGCCUUCGGGAUGAAGCCCGAGCGGCGGUACCGGUGGCGGCCGAUCGGCGCCGCGGUCGACGGCACCGGCGAGGACGAGGAGGCUCUUCUUGGCGGCGUCGGGAGCGCGGCGUUCCCGGUGGUGCUUGUGCAGAUCCCCAUGUACAACGAGCGGGAGGUGUACAAGCUGUCGAUCGGUGCGGCGUGUGCGCUGGAGUGGCCGUCGGAGCGGCUGGUGAUACAGGUGCUGGACGACUCCACUGACCCCGUUGUAAAGGACUUGGUGGAGAUAGAGUGCAGUAGAUGGAAGGGCAAAGGCGUGAACAUCAAGUACGAGGUCAGAGGGAACCGGAAGGGGUACAAAGCAGGCGCGCUCAAGGAAGGGCUGAAGCACAGCUACGUGCAGGAAUGCGAGUACAUUGCCAUGUUCGACGCCGACUUCCAACCAGAGUCCGACUUCCUCCUGAGGACUGUCCCGUUCCUCGUGCACAACCCGGACAUCGCCCUGGUUCAGACUCGCUGGAAAUUCGUUAAUUCUGACGAGUGUUUGCUGACAAGAUUCCAAGAAAUGUCACUGGACUACCAUUUCAAGUUCGAGCAAGAGGCUGGUUCUGUAAUAUACUCAUUUUUCGGCUUCAACGGGACCGCCGGUGUCUGGAGGAUUUCGGCGAUCGACGAUGCUGGGGGGUGGAAGGACCGGACCACUGUGGAGGACAUGGACCUGGCUGUUCGCACAACACUGCAGGGCUGGAAAUUCGUGUAUGUCGGUGACGUAAAAGUCAGGAGUGAGCUGCCAAGCACAUUCAAGGCAUACCGAUUUCAGCAGCACAGAUGGUCAUGCGGACCGGCAAACCUAUUCAAGAAAAUGAUGGUAGAGAUUUUGGAAAACAAGAAAGUGUCAUUUUUGAGCAAAAUCCACCUGCUGUAUGACUUCUUCUUUGUUGGCAAGAUUGCUGCUCACACAGUAACUUUCAUCUACUAUUGCUUUGCCAUCCCGGUGUCCGUUUUCUUCCCUGAGAUUCAAAUACCUCUCUGGGGUAUGGUCUAUGUUCCAACUGUUAUCACCAUCUGCAAGGCCCUGGGAUCACCAAGUUCAUUUCACCUGGUGAUUCUCUGGGUCCUCUUUGAGAAUGUGAUGUCGUUGCAUCGGAUAAAAGCAGCCACAACUGGUCUUCUAGACGCUGGACGAGUCAAUGAGUGGGUAGUCACCGAGAAAUUGGGAGACGCCAACAAGACAAAGUCAGCCACCGAUGGAUUAGAUGCUGUAAAAGUUAUAGAUGUCGACCUAACAACGCCCCUGGUACCUAAGCUCAAGAAGUGGCGAAUUAGAUUCUGGGACAAGUACAACUGCUCAGAAAUUUUUGUUGGAACCUUCAUAAUCAUAUGUGGUUGCUACGAUGUGCUUUAUGCGAAGAAGGGAUACUACAUCUACCUCUUUGUUCAAGGCCUAGCAUUCCUCGUCGUGGGUUUUGAGUAUAUUGGCACACGCCCUCCCAGCACUGAAUAAGCUGUCAUUAAUGGAGCUGAUAGCGUGGUUAUGAUAGACUGCGUGCAAGUAAAGCCCCUCUCCUGCACAUAUCAACCUCAGAUUACAUAAUGAUAUACAGGGAGAACUCUUCCUCAGUCUUGGUCAGAUUUGAUCCGACCAAUUUUUACUGCCUAGAAGGCUACUCAAAUAGCAUCCCCAUUCAUUUGAAAAUAACAGCAUUCCAUUGAGAAUUUGAGAUCCUCUAGGGAUACAUUCCACAUCGGAAGAAUAACAGCAGACGUAGAUGAAAUAACAUCCUUUGCCAAUUACUGUAGAUUCUCCAAAAUUAGCCUACCCGUGUAUGCCAAUGUACUGAUAUAGCUUGUUCAGACAUGUACAAGAGGAUCAUCAGCACCUAGAGUCUAAUCCUGUGUAGUAGGCUAAGAUCUGUAAAUGUAAAGUGUUACUGAACACCAAUAUAAUUCUGUCAAAUUCAGACAGAAAUUAAAUGCAUAAUAUAGCAUAAAGCUC